UCUCGCUCCUCUCACACACGUGCACACACACAUCCCGUCACUCGGUGUCCCUACGGCUGAGGAUCUUGCGUCUCGCCGUAACUCAAUUCUUUGUAUUACAGUUGGUAAUAUUGACUAAAGAGACGCUACUUCGGGUAUUUGUCGAGUAUCGCAUGAGCGUCUCUUUAAGGAUAGACUUGCGAAUUUUUUGUUUGUCAUAUUUUGUUUGUCGUUAUGGUGAGUGUGGCGAGAGUGGUGGUGCUGGUGAUGGUGACGGUGGUGGAGACGACUUGGAGUUUGGGGGACGUGCACACCUCAGCGGUGACGGUGGCGCAGCUGGUGGAGGCCGAGAACUCUGUCAUCCACGUCCUCCAAGACUACGUCGACAAGGAGGAGGCCAGAUUACGAGUCAUCAGGCAGUACAUCGGGAGCUGGCGAGGCGGGCAAGAGAACUACCUGCAGCAUCCUAUCAACAGCUACCACCUUCUGCGACGCCUCACCCACGAGUUCGAUGCGGUUCAGGCGGCCCUCAACGACUCCUCUGCUGAAGCCGUGCGGGCCAACCUAGGUGGUCUGCGAGGGAGAGUGGAGCUUCCGUCAGAGGUGGACGUCAACGGCGCCGCCUACGCCCUGGUGCGCCUUCAGUACACCUACAACCUCAGCCUCGACGACCUUGUGGAGGGGGACAUCUUGGGCAACAAGGCCAUUCAGAUGCUCUCGGCUGACGACUGCCUGAGAAUCUCCCAGCAGAGCUUCAACAACCUGGAGUUCGAGCUGAGUGAUCAGUGGUACCAGAAGGGCCUCGACAUACUGAGGGCGGAGAGGCCCCUCGCCCGGGACAUGCAGCUGAGGAUAGACCAGCUGAUCAAGCAGAAGGAUCACCGCGCCAUGAUGCGUAAUCUGGUGACAAAUCUGGCAAAGGGCUCUGACGAAAGUAUACUGGAACAGUUCUCUGGCCUCGGUGUUCCAACCUCCUUCCAGAAGAAAAUUUACGAGAACGACAAAGAAUUCGACCAAGUGGACAAGCUCGACCAUUUCUACCGUGUAUUGUGUCGUGGAGGCUUUCAACAGCCGCCCGAGGCAUACAUUGGUCUAAAGUGCGGCUACGUACGAGGCAAGAACGGCUACCGACGACUGAUGCCCUUCAAAGCUGAGCUACUGUGGGCGGAUCCGAUUAUCGUCGUGUACCACGACGUACUCUCGGAGGGAGAGAUGACCACGAUGAGGGAGAUCGCCACGCCCCGCCUCGCCACUACCAUGGUCCACGCCUUCACCAGUCACAAUACCCGCAGGUCCUUGGCCAGAGUGGGCAAAACGGCAUGGGUGAUGCAAGGGGAGGACGCCACGGUGGAUAGGGUCCUGCGGAGGAUAGAAGAUAUGACGGGAUUGACCACGGAGACGGCAGAAUACCUCCACGUCCUCAACUACGGCAUCGGUGGUCACUACGACGCCCACGUCGACUUCUUCGACUUGCAGAAUAAAUCUAUGGACAAAACUCCACAUCAGGGAGAUCGUUUGGCCACAAUGCUCUUCUAUCUGAACGAGGUGGAGGCCGGAGGGUCGACAGUGUUCCCCAUGUUGGGGCUGGAGGUGCCUCCAACGGCAGGCUCGGCGCUCUUCUGGUUCAACAUCAAGCGAAGCGGCUUAGGAGACUACAGCACCGUACACGCCGCCUGUCCCGUCCUCCUGGGGGAAAAAUGGAUUGCUAACUUGUGGAUCCACGAGUUUGGUCAAGAGUUCCGGUGGCCGUGCACGCUAGACCCGGAGGACUAGGCUUCCCAGCACGUGUCUCAAAACGUCCACCGUUAUUGCAAGAACCAUUGCAGUACAUAUCUAUAGUCUCUUCUGCUCAUUAAACUGCGGAAUUAUUACAAUUAUCGUUAACAGAGAGGGAUUAACGAAGACACUUUUAUACGCCAUAAGUUGCACUGGAUUUGCGAAGAAAUCGGAAUAGUAAACCAAGCACAAGGUCUAACGAGUCGAGCGACCCAACUAUAAUUUUUCAGGAACCCUGGGGAGAGGGAUCAGGUAUGAAUAGGGAUAUUUUUUAAUGGCCAGUAUGUGGGAUGUUUUAAGUAUAGUCAACAUUUAUUAUAUUGGACACUGUUGUAUCUGUUUUGAACAUUUUCAGUUGUCUAUAUAUCAAACCAAAAUCUU
Messenger RNA from Procambarus clarkii (red swamp crayfish), 2136 nucleotides. RefSeq names its product prolyl 4-hydroxylase subunit alpha-2. Gene Ontology annotation, cellular component: endoplasmic reticulum. Gene Ontology annotation, molecular function: protein binding; iron ion binding; procollagen-proline 4-dioxygenase activity. Gene Ontology annotation, biological process: peptidyl-proline hydroxylation to 4-hydroxy-L-proline. Lineage: Eukaryota; Metazoa; Arthropoda; Malacostraca; Decapoda; Cambaridae. The record is from RefSeq and is a predicted model, not a curated record.